Messenger RNA from Podospora bellae-mahoneyi, 3429 nucleotides. RefSeq lists its product as uncharacterized. Gene Ontology annotation, biological process: regulation of transcription by RNA polymerase II. The transcript has 5 exons. NCBI's taxonomy places the organism in Eukaryota, Fungi, Ascomycota, Sordariomycetes, Sordariales, Podosporaceae. Bases 1111 to 2586 code for a protein of 491 amino acids. Gene Ontology annotation, cellular component: PcG protein complex; chromatin; transcription regulator complex. Gene Ontology annotation, molecular function: DNA-binding transcription factor activity, RNA polymerase II-specific; RNA polymerase II cis-regulatory region sequence-specific DNA binding. The record is from RefSeq and is a predicted model, not a curated record.
CACCAGGAGCCCACCCUUGUGCUGUUCACCGUUCGUUUCAACUCGCCCCUGCACACUUCUCCAGCCUGGAAGUCCCCAAUCCACGCAAGGAUCCUCACCUGCGUGCCGAGCCACGUUAUUUUCUUUUUGCCAUUAUUUUUUGAUCCUGAACCCUCACCCUCUCUCUCUCUCCCGCCGUCAGAACCUCUGUCACGGGAUCUGGUUGAUCUGAUCUGUCUUUCAUCCUUCUGUUCCAUUCUCUCUCCCUUCACAAAAGGAACAUCUCCCACAUCUCAUUUCGUCACAUCAGAUACGUCUUCAAACAAGAUUCUCUGCGAUCCCACACCUGUCAAGCCACCUCACGGUCCGUUUGACGACGACUCCCUCCCUCCGACGACUUACUUUUUUGUCCCUACCGCGCCAUUGACGACUUCUUUGAAGGCUGCGGACAGGCAUCCGGCAGCUCUUUGGCAUAGCGAGGGGGUGAAUUGUGACUGGUCAUCGCAAAUUCAGGCGAGAUUCUGACAUCAAGGUGCCAAUACCUUGCUCCGUACCUUAGCUGGGUGAUUCAGAUCGGGACCCACUGGAGCAAGGAGCGAUAGACGUGGAAUUUCUUUCCAGCCAGACCGCAGUCCGCACCGCAACUCUUUCCACAACAGAAAUUUCCGUCGCGGCCGGCUGUAGACCUUUUUUUUUUUUUGUUUUUGUUUUUUUUCCCCUUCACACAACAAAAAACAAGAGCAGACCGGAAUCCGAAUCCUCCUGCCCACACCACAUCCCAUCCCAUCGUCGUGGUGCAGCUACCAGACAGUGGCGCAAGUCGAGCAGUCGAGCAGCAGUCGAGCGACGUAAUCCCAACCGACCCCAAAGUUUAAGUCACUACCGCGUUGUGGCCAAGGCGCGUUUGCAGUUCCUCUGCUCAGCAACAAAAGCCCACACUUGAACCGUGCACCUGAACCGUGCCUUCACCACCCUCGCAAGCGACAUCAAGCGGCCAUCACCAGCUGUCGGUGCCGCUAUAUAUCGGGAAUAAAGGCAUCAAGAUUCGUCUUUUUUGACGUGUCAGCCUCCGUCAGGCUCAUCCUGAGGGAUUCAACUGAGACUCUUGACCCUUGAACCCACAGGGCAAACAUGUCACAAUCUCCAUCAGCCUCUGGUGCGAUGGGAAUUGGCAGUGUGCUGAACAAUAAAGGUGCCGCCGCCGCCCAAGCUCUCCAACAAGCCGGAGCCAUGCCUGUCGACCAGCAAGUCCAGCAGCAGCUUCAGCAGCAAGUUCAACAGGUCCAACAGCAAGUCCAGCAGCAGGCUCAACAGGUCCAGCAGGCUCAACAGCUUCAACAGGCCCAGCAACCGCUUCAACAGGUUCAGCAGCAGCAGCAACACCAACAAGGUCAGACCAUUCCACAGCAGGUUCCCAUGAACAGACCAAACUCGCCGCAUGGUUCCGAGCAUUCUGGAUACACAUAUCCCUCCCCAACCGCGAUGGGGGGCGCGCCAUUGCCGCCCGCGAACAUGGCCCCUGCGCCCAUGGGCAUUCCCAUGCAACAAACCAUGCAGCAGCCCAUGCCACAGUCCAUGAUUCCUGUCAUGCACCCCGGGUUCAAGACCGAACCUACUCCCGCUCCUCAGCAACCGCCCCCAAAGGCGUACCCUUGCCAGACGUGUGGGAAGGGCUUUGCCAGGCGGAGCGAUCUUGCGCGCCAUGAGCGCAUUCAUAGCGGAAUCCGUCCCCACGUUUGCGAUUACCCGGGAUGUGGGAAACAGUUCAUCCAGCGAUCUGCCCUGACCGUCCACCAACGUGUGCAUACCGGCGAGAAACCCCACCAGUGCGAGCGUUGCGGAAAGCCCUUCAGUGACAGCAGCUCUCUAGCGCGUCAUCGUCGAAUUCACUCGGGGAAGCGGCCAUACAAGUGCCCUUAUGUUGACUGCCAAAAGACCUUUACGCGCCGUACAACCUUGACCAGGCAUCAGAACCACCACACCGGGACAGUGGAAGACUCGCAGCGGGCUCGCAACGAGGCUCUGGCGCAAGGCUCCAACACCGCCUUGGCCGCCGCUGCUAUUAGGAACAAGCGCGGAGAUAGCGAACAGGCGUCCAACCAGGAGUCGCCCAUCACGACACCCUCUCCCGCUCAGCGUCCCAUGUCCAUGUCUCCCAACGAAGAUCUCGCCAACAUUAACAACAUGCAGCAGUAUCUGACCAACACCUCGCUCCCACCCCACAUUCGUGGUGAUGUCCACGGAGGAAGUCCCGUUUCUACUGCCUCCUCUGGUUACAAUAACGGGAUGCGUCCCACAUCGCACCCAAGCGGCGGGUAUGCUCCCCCCCCGCCUUUGGAGCCCAGUCUCGAUCAGUUUCAGCAAGGGCCCGGUAGCGCGAGUGGCAGCCCUCACAUUGGCAGUGUCGGCUGGGCUUCCCCCGGUCCUGUUGGGUCCCCUACCGAGAGCCACGGCCAGGGUGCGUCGGUCUAUCCGGACCCCGAACCAUCGUAUCAGAACACGGCUCAGAUGGGCCAGAUAUACUAUGCCAGCGCUGCGACACAGGGUCGUCGGCCCGGGAGCACGGAGCCAGGACAGCGGCCAAGUGAGAUGUGGACGGGUCAGUAGGUCGAAGCCCACCACAAUCCCACUCGACCGGAUACCAGCUCGUCCGAGACCGCCUCCCCCGAGACUGCUUUUACCCCCUCCGCCUCGCUCUCGGAGCUCGAUGCUUAUUAUGGGCAUCCUGUCAAGGUGGAAACUGAUGGGGACACCGGUGCGGGACUUGACCCGGCUCACUGGGACUAUCAGUAACAGCCUGUUCUGAAGCGACAGCUCAGGACUUUGGGCCUUGUGGAUGACUACCAGACCGCUCGGCCCACCCUAUCUCAACUCUACUGGCUCACGAGCCGUACCUAAUAACUUGCCGACGUAUAUCUGGACUGGAUUGGCAAAAUCUUCUUAUACGGGUGUGCAUGCGUCACGGGAGGGCUGGGAGGCUUAUUAUAUCUCUGUGUGUUUCUAUAAUAAAGACGGUCAGGACCGGCGUGAACUACUUUAAUCAUAGUGGGCGGGCUUUAUUCAACUGCUCUUCUUUUCGGCGUGCUUUGGGGUGGUUGGCACUUUUUCUUUUCUCUCUCUCGGGGACCCAUUAGGCAGGCCAGCAACAAACACAAGGUCGAUCACGAAUGCAACACAAAGUUUCUCUCUUUCUCCGUCGGUUUUUCUUCUUUCUUUUUUCUCCCUCACUAUUAGACUGGUAUCACGAAAUGGAUUGGUUCGUCUUUUAUUAUUCUGUCAGUUUUAUGGCGCUCAGUCAUGUAGUUUUCUCCAGCGGAAAGGGGGAAAAGUCAAAAUGGGGUGAAAAAGAAAUGGGGUCUGUGUGUGGGUGGGUGGAUGGGUUUAUUUAUAGUGUGCAACGAACGCGGUAGCAUGCGAAUAAAAUUGUGGGGUUUUGUUUUGAGGGUUGAA